This is a messenger RNA of Paramecium sonneborni, 896 nucleotides long. The record is from the annotation of a GenBank genome assembly. Lineage: Eukaryota; Ciliophora; Oligohymenophorea; Peniculida; Parameciidae.
AUGUUAAAUUCAAUUAAAAGUGAAUAUAACUAAACUUCUUCAUAAUAAGAUGAUGAACUUUGUUAAAAUUUAGAUGAUUUAAAAUAAAAUUCAGAAUGGAUUUUAGGUAUUUUUGAAGCAGGACGUGGACCUUUAAUUGGGCCUAUCAUAAUUACAGGAUGUUUUUGGCCUAUUCAAAAUCAUAAUUAUAUUGUCAAACAAUGUUCUUUAUCACUUAAUAAACAGUUUUACUAAAAUUAAACUGAAAGUUCAGAAAUAAUUUUUAAACUUAAAGGGAAAGCAUUACAAUUUGAAACAAUAGAAAUUAGCGCCUAAAAAUUAUCAACUAAAAUUUUAGCAUAUACACCAUCUGAUGUAAAUGAAAUUAGUAUAAAAUACACAUUAAAACUAAUAAAAUAAAUAAUUUCUAGUGGAUACAAAAUUCGUGGUAGUAAUUCCAUUUUAAAUAGAUAGAGUGUUAUAUUAAUCCAAUAGGUUUUAAAGAUAAUUUAAAUGAUCUUUAUAAAAAGGAGCUUAAUUUAUAAAAUGAUGAACUUAAAUUUAUUGUAGGAAUGCAUCAAACUAUAAUAGCAGCAUAAAUAGUAGCUUUGUAAGAGAGAAAUAUUAAAUUAUAAUAAAUUUAAUAAGAAAUUUAUCCUUAUGGAUAGAUGGGAUCUGGCUAUUCUUCUGAUAAAUUGACGAGAGAGUUUCUCUCUAAAGUAAGCAUUCCUGUUUUUAUAUAUCCAAAAGAAAUUAGAUUUGCAUGGUAAACUACAAAUGCUACUUUUAAAGAAAAAGCAAUUACUAUAGAAUAUUUAUCAGAAUAAAAUAGAAUGAAAUAAACUAAAGAAUAAUUUAUAGAAAAUCCUUCAAUUCUUGAAUAUGGAGAAUUACAAUUUGAAAAUUAUAAUUUAUGA